AUGGGUGACACCCUCCACCACCUCGUAACGUACGGCAUUCGGAAUAACCCUAAAUCACUUAUUCCGAACCCCAUCCCAACCAGUAACACCGAAAGCCGAGACACGACUCCAGCGGCCGCCUCAUCCCGAAGUAGAAUCACUGGUGUAGCACUAGGUGCUCUGGGCGGUACGCCCCUUGUCGUACACGCCUUACAAAUCAUUGUCGUAUUUCGCAUACUCGAACAUUUCCACGCUUGCACGUGCGAAGUAGUCGCGCUAACGAGCAUGUUUCUCACACCGAUUGGAAUGCUGCCUAAUUCGUCAUCAGAUUCGGACGUUUGGGUUAGCCCCGUUGGACCAAUGAACGACUUUGGGGGCUAUCAUUGGCGACAGAUGAGUCCAAUCAUUCCGGAUGAUGGAAUGGAUGAAAUGUCGUCCGGUGAACGGUAUUGGAUCUUGGAGACUAUCAGGUUCAAGCCCAUCGAUUCAGAUAUCCUCAUCUGUAUAUUUUCGCUCGUCCAUCUUGAUAUCCCAUUUCUUACCAUCCGUCUAAAAUCUAUUCACCCUCCCCAACCAAAUACCAUCCAUCCUACCAGACCCAAGAUGGCUUCUACUUCAAACAGCUCCACCACGAACAGCUCCUCCUUGCCCUCGUCUACUUCUACACCUCGUCCCUCAACUACCGAGACACUACCAGCAUACACGUCCACACAAAACUUCUACGGCGCAUUCAACAACUCCAAUAAAUCCCUCGUUCAAGUCUUUACUCGAAGGAAUUCUUCAGAGAGCUCGUCAAGCGAGAAGACGGCAGCGAAGAAGGCUGCUGUGGCCGCAUCAAAUGCGGGGAAGGAACCCGAGGGUGUUCAGGAGUCCGAGAGAUGGAUAUGCGGGAUACUAGCGAGAGAAAUAAAUGUAGACUGGUUGGGGAUUAUACCCAGAUUGUAUGGAAACCUGCAGGCGGCUUCACAGAUUGGCUGGUUCGUACAACCACACUGGAGGAGGGAUGCUUUUGGUAUUAUCAUAUCCGAAGUUCAUUAGGAGUGCUAUACGACAAGGCGAUAACAAUCGCCUCUAUUCUGUCUGCUGAGAAAAUGUUUCGAUAACUCUAUUACGUCGUAGUCCACGCUCAGUCUCGUG
Messenger RNA from Lindgomyces ingoldianus, 1116 nucleotides. RefSeq lists its product as uncharacterized. The transcript has 10 exons. The record is from RefSeq and is a predicted model, not a curated record. NCBI's taxonomy places the organism in Eukaryota, Fungi, Ascomycota, Dothideomycetes, Pleosporales, Lindgomycetaceae. Bases 1 to 1017 code for a protein of 338 amino acids.